Molecule: messenger RNA, 3657 nt
Organism: Oreochromis aureus
Lineage: Eukaryota; Metazoa; Chordata; Actinopteri; Cichliformes; Cichlidae
Product: interferon-induced very large GTPase 1-like
Exons: 5
Coding region: 1-3657 (1218 amino acids)
Molecular function (GO): GTP binding
Source: RefSeq, a predicted model, not a curated record
AUGGAGGAAUAUGUGGCAGAGGGCCUGGCAACUCAGUGUCGAGAGGAACUCGUUGGAGACGAGCAACGGUCCAGUUGGGGAUCUUCAUCGGCAAAGAAUUUUCGGGAGACCUCACGUGGGAACGGUGGCGCAACCUCGGUGUUGAACGCUGAAAUGGAUCGUGUUUCCGCAGGGCUGGAGACGCGCCUCAGGGCCUCAGGGCGAUCCAGAGUGGAGCUCUGCCCAGAGCUUUUACUGGGAGGGGAUCGUCCUCUAGUAGUAUUUCGGAGUUACAAUGGAGAUCGAGUGUCCUCUGUGGACUUUCAGAGAAAUAACAAAAACCUGGAAGUGUCUAAAUCUCAGCUGAUGAACAAUUUGAUCAAUGACCGUCACGACACCUUCUUCCACAGAAACUUUAAAGGAAACAGCCAGUCUUGCUGUUUGAUGGAUGGUGUGGCAGAGAUUGCCUGUUAUGGUGAAAAGUGGUCUGAGGUCUUGGCUUUGAAGAACAAACAUGACAAAGCAGAUCUGUUAUCAAAAACACAAACUGAGCUUGAUGACAUAUCAAAAAAACUUCAGUCUGCAACUUUUCGUUUGGAGCACAUCUUCAGAGAAAUGGGACAGAUCUAUGAAGCCCAUAAAACAACACACAGAGAGAGCAGACACACUGACUGGUCUGAAUACCCUGAGCUGGCUGCACAGCUGAUGAUAUCAGGACACCCGAUGGAGCUGAUGGAUGGUGAUGCAGGUCAUGUGCCUUUAACAUGGAUCUCCAGUCUUUUAGAAGAAGUCAUCAACAAACUGGGGGACCAGAGAGUUUUUGUGUUGUCAGUUUUGGGCCUACAAAGCAGUGGAAAAUCAACAAUGCUGAACACCAUGUUUGGGCUGCAGUUUGCAGUGAGUGCUGGCAGGUGCACCAAAGGUGCCUUCAUGCAGCUGCUCAAAGUAUCAGAGGAGAUGAAGAAAGACUUGAAGUUUGACUAUGUUCUAGUGGUGGACACUGAAGGACUGCGUGCUCUUGAGUUAGAAGGUAACAACACUCUUCAUCAUGACAAUGAACUGGCAACAUUUGUUGUUGGUCUGGGAAACCUGACACUGAUCAACAUCUUUGGAGAUAAUCCAUGUGAGAUGCAAGACAUUCUGCAGAUUGUUGUUCAGGCUUUCAUGAGGAUGAAGGAAGUGAAACUUUCUCCCAGUUGUGUGUUUGUUCACCAGAAUGUCACAGAUGUUGCAGCAGCAGAGAAAAACAUGGAUGGAAAGAGACGCCUGCAGGAAAAACUGGACCUGAUGGCCAAACUAGCAGCCAAAGAGGAAGUUUGUAAUGCAGAGUGCUUCAGUGAUGUCAUUGAAUUUGAUGUUCAGAAAGAUGUGAAAUACUGUGCCCAGCUAUGGGAGGGCAGUCCACCCAUGGCUCCUCCAAAUCCAGGUUACAGUGAGAGCAUCCAGGAAGUGAAGAACACCAUCCUCUCUAAAGCUGCAAAGUCUGCUGGGAUCACUCUUUCACAGUUCAAAACAAACAUCCAGGACCUGUGGACUGCACUGCUGACUGAAAGUUUUGUUUUCAGUUUUAAAAACACACUUGAAAUUGCAGUGUACAGAAAACUGGAAGUCCAGUAUGGGAACUGGACCUGGACCCUGAGAAGCAACAUGUUGACCAUUGAAAACCAACUUCAUAACAGAAUUGAAAAUGGAAAACUUGAUGAGGUUGAACAAUCUUAUAUUUUUAAAGAAAUAAGGAAAGCAUAUGAAGAAGUCAUAAAAGAAAUGACAAAGUACUUUGAGGAUGACAAAGACAGAGAGAUCUUGACUCAGUGGAGAGGACGAUUUGAAAUCAAAAUUAAAGAGUUUCAUGAUGAACAGGUGAACAAAGUGAAAAGAAAACUGCAUGGAGUUAUCCAACAGAGGAAAGCUCGUAAAAUCAUUGAUGAUAAGAAAUCAGAGUUUGAGAACAAACUGCUACAGAAGAGCAAAGAGCUCGCUCAGAAACUGAAGGAUAAAGCCAAAGAUGAAGAAGAGCUUCAACGACAGUUCAGCUCUUUUUGGAGUGGCUGGGUUACUGAAUUAACAGCAGAUAUAAAACCUGCUGAAGAAAUUAACUUGGAAAAAGAUCAGUUUAUAAUCCUAAAAGAACUUGGUUUUGAGCCAGCUCUCAUAGAUAAAUGUAAAAGAAGUGGCAGAUACAAGAAAAUAUUAACGCUUGGUGAUUAUUGGGAUUAUAUCAUUACAAGUGGACAAAAAUAUCUCAGAACAUUAGCUAAUAUUUAUCAAAAAUACACAUCACUUGGUGCUUUCUCUUAUGAAGAGCAACAACAGAUCCGUUGGCUCAUUAGCAAAGCUGAAAAAGACUCACUUGAUGCAAUCAAAAGCAAACCUGUAGUUACAAGAGGCUACUCAACAACUUAUUUGUGUGAAAUGGCCAAUCACGUAAAAAUAGAAUUCCAGAAAUUUCAGUCAGAGAAGAAAUACACCUUGAGGAAAGAAUUUAGAGUUGAUCUCUUGCUGUAUGUGUUCUACAGAGCAGAAAGUUGGCUUGAGGAGUCACACAAGAAAUCUAAAAUGAAUAAUGAUCCACUCACUUAUUUAGAAAGCAAGAAAACACAGUAUUACACAACUUUUAGAAGCUUUUGUAAAGAAAACUCAUCUGCUGUUGUGCUUGGAGAACUGAUCUGUGAGAAGCUGAAAGCGUCCACUCUUGAGGCUGUCUGUAACAAGACUGCCAUUGAUCUCGCUGGAAAGAUGAGGUGUAAUUUCCCAGCAUUCAAUGGGAACAGACUGAACUUGGAGAAACAUAUGUUGAAGUCGCUCGCUGAGAAAGAAGACUUUGACGAUUUCAUCCUGUACAUCACAGAUCCAAGGAGACAAACAGAAGCUUUCAUCAAAACAGAGGUUGAGAAGCACAUCUUCAAAGAUCACACAGAUGUAGCUGUGAAUGUACUCAAGAAAAAUGUUGAUGACAUCAAAACAACCUUGAGUCAGGCUUUAUUUACUGCAACACAAAAGGUCAAAAAUCAGAGAGGAAACACAGACAUGUGGAUGAAGGAAUUUUCUAAUGUCCUAAAGCAUGAGCUGAAAUUUGACAACAUUUGUUUUGAAAACUUCAGUGACAUAAAUGAUUUGUAUUUCCUCAAUGAAGAGAUUAAAAAAGGAGUUAUAUCCAUCACUGAGCAGAUGAGCAGCCUCUCCCUGGAUAAGCUGAAGGAAUUCAGACUGAGGGCUGAUGAAAUCCUCAUAGAUCAGCUUUGUAACUGCUGCUGGGUAAAGUGUCCAUUCUGUGCAGCUGUUUGUACGAACACCAUGAAAGAUCACGGUCCUUAUGACCACAGCACUCCUUUUCAUCGUCCCUCCGUGAUCAGUGAGGAGCACUGGAGACAUACAGGCGAGUUUGGCAUGCACUUCUGUGCAGAACUGGUUUCAAGUAAUUACUGGUUUUACCCUCAUCAUUACUCAGGGAAGUCCAUUCCGUGUAAACAGUACAAAAGUGCUGGCUCACAGUAUUGUACCUGGAGAAUCACCCCUAAUGGAUCUAAUCUGGCAUACUGGAAAUGGUUUGUGUGUCGAUUUCAGCAUGAACUCGAGAGGCACUAUAACUUUAAAUUCCAGGGCAGACGAGAGAUUCCUCAUCAGUGGAAAACAGUCUCUAAAUAUGAUGCCAUUAAAAGUCUGGGUGAAAUGUAUUGA